Molecule: messenger RNA, 3701 nt
Organism: Bubalus bubalis (water buffalo)
Lineage: Eukaryota; Metazoa; Chordata; Mammalia; Artiodactyla; Bovidae
Gene: PEX5L
Product: peroxisomal biogenesis factor 5 like
Exons: 15
Coding region: 333-2288 (651 amino acids)
Biological process (GO): protein import into peroxisome matrix, docking
Cellular component (GO): cytosol; peroxisomal membrane
Molecular function (GO): protein binding
Source: RefSeq, a predicted model, not a curated record
UUGAAAACUUUUUUGACAGAGAAGCUGAGUAGUCCAUAUGCAUAAGAUGAAAUACAAAAAUUUGUAUAAUUAAUAAUAGAUGGAGGGGUUUUUUGAGCAUUAAACUGGAACAGCAGUCAGGGAACAUGGCAGUACUUGGAUAAACAUUAGCUAAAAAAAGAAGAAAUUUUAGUUUCAACGAUUUCACAAUGUUUACAAAGUCAAAACAAUGAUCCGGAGAUAUUUCGGUUAGUGUGGUGCAUUAUAUAUACCAUUGCUGGGCAAGAUCUGUGGUUCUCUGGUCAGCAAGUUCUGGCAAUGAAGCCACUGCCGCUGGUGCAAAGAAUUCUGGGAUGUCUGACAGUGAAAUGGAUGCAAAGGCACAUAUUCCAUCUCUACUUAAUGUCCUUCUGUCCAGAAAUCGGGUCAUGCAAAUGAGCUACUUGAAAAGUAAAGAAAAAGGAUAUGGAAAACUAAGCAGUGACGAAGACCUGGAAAUAAUUGUUGAUCAAAAGCAGGGAAAAGGCUCUAGGGCGGCAGAUAAGGCUGUUGCCAUGGUGAUGAAGGAGAUACCGAGGGAGGAGUCUGCUGAAGAAAAGCCCCUCCUUACUAUGACAUCACAGCUGGUGAAUGAACAGCAAGAAAGCAGACCCCUCCUGAGUCCCUCCAUCGAUGACUUUCUCUGUGAAACCAAAUCGGAGGCAAUAGCAAGGCCAGUAACGUCCAACACAGCCGUAUUGACUACAGGCUUAGAUCUCCUUGACUUGAGUGAACCUGUCUCUCAAACCCAAAGCAAAGCCAAGAAGUUGGAGGCCUCAUCAAAAACCUCAUCCCUCAAGAAAAAGGCUGAUGGGUCUGACCUCAUCAGUGCAGAUGCUGAGCAGAGAGGCCAGGCUCUCCGAGGCUCGGAGACAGCAUCCUUAGACUUAACAGACAUUCAAACACAACUGGAAAAAUGGGAUGAUGUUAAGUUUCAUGGAGAUCGAAAUAGCAAGGGGCAUCCCAUGGCAGAGAGAAAAUCAAGCUCAUCUAGAACUGGAUCAAAAGAACUUUUAUGGUCUUCAGAACACAGAUCUCAGCCAGAACUGAGUGGUGGGAAAAGCACCUUGAACUCUGAGUCAGCUUCGGAGCUGGAAUUAGUGCCUCCAACACAGGCUCGACUGACCAAAGAGCAGCGCUGGGGGAGCGCCUUGCUUUCCAGAAACCAUUCCUUGGAAGAAGAAUUUGAAAGAGCGAAAGCAGCUGUGGAGUCAGAUACAGAGUUUUGGGAUAAGAUGCAAGCAGAAUGGGAAGAAAUGGCCCGGAGGAACUGGAUAUCGGAGAACCAGGAAGCCCAGAACCAGGUUACAAUCUCAGCCAGUGAGAAGGGUUAUUACUUUCAUACUGAAAACCCCUUCAAAGACUGGCCUGGAGCAUUUGAAGAAGGCUUAAAAAGGCUGAAGGAAGGGGACCUGCCAGUCACCAUCCUGUUCAUGGAGGCAGCAAUUCUUCAGGACCCUGGAGAUGCAGAGGCAUGGCAGUUCCUCGGGAUAACCCAGGCAGAGAAUGAAAAUGAACAAGCAGCUAUUGUCGCCCUCCAGAGGUGCUUAGAAUUACAGCCCAACAACUUGAAAGCUCUGAUGGCUCUGGCUGUGAGUUACACUAACACCGGCCAUCAGCAAGAUGCUUGCGAAGCUUUAAAGAACUGGAUUAAGCAGAAUCCAAAGUACAAAUACCUUGUGAAGAGCAAGAAGGGAUCUCCAGGACUCACCCGGAGGAUGUCUAAGUCUCCAGUUGAUAGCUCUGUUCUGGAAGGAGUGAAGGAAUUAUACCUGGAAGCUGCCCACCAAAAUGGAGAUGUGAUUGACCCAGAUCUGCAGACAGGCUUGGGGGUGCUGUUCCACCUGAGUGGAGAAUUUAAUAGAGCAAUAGACGCGUUUAAUGCUGCCUUAACUGUUCGACCAGAGGACUAUUCAUUAUGGAACCGUCUUGGGGCAACCUUGGCAAAUGGGGACCGCAGCGAGGAGGCUGUGGAGGCCUACACACGAGCACUGGAGAUUCAGCCGGGCUUCAUCCGGUCCAGAUACAACCUGGGGAUAAGCUGCAUCAACCUGGGCGCCUACAGAGAAGCGGUCAGCAAUUUUCUCACUGCCCUCAGUUUGCAAAGAAAGAGCAGGAAUCAGCAGCAAGUCCCUCAUCCUGCAAUCUCUGGGAAUAUCUGGGCUGCCCUUAGAAUUGCCCUUUCUCUGAUGGACCAGCCAGAACUCUUCCAGGCGGCUAAUCUCGGUGACCUGGAUGUCCUCCUAAGAGCUUUCAACUUGGAUCCUUGAAGGAAAAGGGGAGGGGGGGGAACCCUUCACCUGUGUAAUUGUACUGAGAAAUGCAAAACUAUUUUAUUAUGAAUUCCAAAAAAAAAGGAUAAAAACGGAUGUUCAAAAGGCCAUGGUGAUAUAACCCAAGGGAAUUCCCACAGACAAUGCCCAGUCUCUGUUCAAAUACAAAAAGCACAAAACGUUGCAGAGUCAAGUUUGGGCUCGAAAGAACGGAGAGACACAAGACAAAACCAAGAUAAAGUGACCGUGUUUGAAUACGCUUCACAAGCCGUGAGCACACUGCAGGUAUGUUCCUUGGGGUUUUUCCAAGUGUCCACUUGCAGCUGAUGACACAUGUGAGGAACUUGCUCAUGGGGCACCUGGAGAAAGCAGUGCCUCGGGUCAGGAAAUUCUGUUUCUGAACUGUCCUCUGAAAUUCCCCCCUUUUACCAGGUUGAAUAUAGUUUGGGCCAAGGUGCAUGCACAUAUAUUAACUCUUGACUGAAAAGAGGCAUUGCUUAAACACGUUCCAAUUUUAACUUUUACUGUAGCCCUUUGAUUUCAGAGAGGGAGCUUUGCCGGCAAAAGCAGUUUUUGCACUAGAAAUUUUUGCUCUUCCCAAUCAAAACUUUUCUGGGAUUGUAUAUAUGCACUUUACUAUCUUAUUUAUGCCUUGCUGGAGUUUUGUUUUGUUGCUCCAAUUUUUAACUUGGGGGUGAAAGAUUUGAGAAUUCAGCCUUGUUAGAUUAAUGGACCAAAUAAAAAUUCCUGAAAAUAGUUUUUCAUAGCGUAGGGUUUUGAAGGAGUGUUUUUUCUUAAAGCAGAUAAGACAUAGGUGUAAAUAUGUCAAACACAGAUCUUAUUCACAUGCUUUUCUGGGACUCUGUAUGAACGUAAGCAAAAGAUAAGAUAGAAAUCACAACAUCAUCCAACUUUCUGUAGAGACUUUGUGAAUGCUAUUGAGUUAACAUUAACUUGCUUAAAUGUCAUAUUUUCCUUGCUUUCUAACUGCCAUUCACAGUUAAUGUUCCUUUUAAACUGUUAAUAUUUUAAAUAGUAUUUCUUGAGUGAUAAAUACAUCUUUCCCUUAAAAUUAUGUGUAUUCUUAGUUCCAUAAUAAUCUGCCCUGCUCACCCUUUUGCAUUCUAAAUAAUAGAAGAUCAGUGCCUUUGAGCUGAGCCUCACUGAACAUCAGUGGUUUAAUAUGAAAGAUGCAUGCAUGGCUUUCACUUUGAACAUGUAUCAAGCAUCAGGAGUUUUCUGCUGGCAGUAGUGUUUUAUGUAAUUGGUUAUAGUCCACUCAGUUCUUCAGAGUGGUUUGUGCCUGUUAGGGCUUUGGUGAUUAUUUGGAAAGACAUCAUUUUUUAAAGAUUUAGAAAAAUUGUUUGCAAAAUGCUAACCAAAAUAUAAAUUCACUGAUGUCCAAUUUGA